AUGACGAGCGACACCACGCCCUCUAUUGUCCGCUUCUACGGUCCAGAGAAGGCAAAAGACUCAGAAGGCCGCACACUUGAUAACAUCCUCCAAUUCAACGAUCGCGCCCUGGAAUACCACCACGAUUACAUCCAAGUCCUGUUUCCCCUACCCGAACGCUCUCCGAUCAACCCACAUGCUCCAAUCAUCACCAAAGCUGUCCGGGAUGCCUUCGCCCAAGAUGAAGAUCUGAGAGAACAGCUCUUUACUGCCUUCAAGCGGAUGGCCGAUUUCUACGCCUUCGACCUGACCGGCACGAAAGAUGUCCCCAAAAUCUCUCCAAAGGCAGAUAACUUCAAGAAGUUGGCGAGCAAUAGCUGGUUGACUAGUAUGGAUCACAACCACCUACGCAUCACACGUAUCAUCAGGUGUCUGCGCGUCCUGGGUCUUGAACCCGUCGCUAGAGGCUUCUACGAGGCACUGAAGAAAUACGAGGAGGGUCGGGUCAGUCGCAGAAGUCUGAUGUACUGGCAACGUGCUGCUGAGAGACCACUCCAUCUGCCGCCUGAUGAGUCGAAUGAUGACGCGGCUGGUGUUGCGUGGCUUAGGGAUUAG
Molecule: messenger RNA, 594 nt
Organism: Pseudocercospora fijiensis CIRAD86
Lineage: Eukaryota; Fungi; Ascomycota; Dothideomycetes; Mycosphaerellales; Mycosphaerellaceae
Exons: 2
Coding region: 1-594 (197 amino acids)
Cellular component (GO): membrane
Molecular function (GO): opioid growth factor receptor activity
Source: RefSeq, a predicted model, not a curated record